This is a messenger RNA of Pararge aegeria (speckled wood butterfly), 2962 nucleotides long. RefSeq names its product protein OPI10 homolog. The record is from RefSeq and is a predicted model, not a curated record. Lineage: Eukaryota; Metazoa; Arthropoda; Insecta; Lepidoptera; Nymphalidae. Bases 153 to 755 code for a protein of 200 amino acids. The transcript is spliced from 4 exons. Gene Ontology annotation, molecular function: nuclear import signal receptor activity; Hsp70 protein binding. Gene Ontology annotation, biological process: protein import into nucleus. Gene Ontology annotation, cellular component: cytosol; nucleus.
CUACAUAGACAUACCUACGCUACGAAUCUUACGAUAGUACAUACAAUACAGAGAUGUGCGUAAAGUUCUUUCUAGAAUGAAAUGAUAUUUUCUUUUCGUAAAAACAAAAUUCUCACAUAAAAACGGAUUAAAAGUGUUCUGAAUAGUUGAAAAUGGCUAACAUUUUUGGGUUGAUUGUGUCAGGGCGCCUGGUACAGACAGACUUCACGCCUGUGUCGGAGACGAGCCUGAUCACCACCAUCCUGGACGUGGACUCUAUCAACCACGCGGUGGUGUUCCUGACGGGCAGCACGCCGCUGCCGGCGGGCACCGUGGCCGUGGUGUACUGGAGCUGGCCCGACCCCGCCGCGCCGCCCAACUGGCAGCCGCUGGGACACAUCUCCAACGCCAAGCCCUCCGCUAUAUUUAAAAUAUCAAACUUGAAAAAGCUGCAUGAACUAUCGAAUGAAAAUAAAUUUGUGAGUGCAUUUGGACAACAACAGAUUUGUAAUAAUGCACAGAUUGGCAUUUCUAUAGAACCUGAAUCUAACGCACAACUACUUCCUAAUUCAGAGGCGCAACAGACUUACUCGUACGUGACGUUCGCGCAGAAGAUGCUGGAGCACCUGGUCAACUUCGUGGCGUCGUUCUCGGUGACGCAGACGGAGAUGCGGCCCACGCCGGGCGUGUCGUACAUCCCGCUCAACACGCUGCAGACGUGGUACGAGAACUUCGAGCGCCGGUUGCAGGCCAACCCCAACUUCUGGAAAAACUAGUGCGGAACUCAGUUGAUAAGCGAAUGCCUUAUUUCCUGAAGAGCUUUUGCUCGCGGCGACAUUCUUAUGCAAGGUAUAGCGUCACUAGGCUAGGCGUAAACAGCGGCGCAGAUACACAUAAUUAUUUGCUUCCUAGCUUGAUUCAUGUACAAAUCUGUGUUGUUACCUGAACACAGAGCUCUUUGGUUCUCCUUUCACUCAUUACAUUUGACCCCUGCACCUAUGCCUCAGGUUGAUUGACAACCAACCUAAGGCGUAGUUGUUAAGUCUCAUGGGCCUGUAAUUUCAACUGCCUUUUAGAUAGCAGCACAGCAUUCAAAAUGAGGAGUCUGUUGUGAUUAUUUUGCAAAGAAUAGAUAAUCAAAGGUAGGGUACCUUAUGUACUAUUAAAUCUGCAUAUUAUGCAAUAUUGUGGUGAUUAGAAUAGACUUUAAAGAUUUUAAAUUCAACACAACCAGUGCUCACAUACAAACGUUUAAGUUAUGUAAGGAUCACAAUUGUUAAGGAAAAAUUUCCUGGGCUGCAAUGUUGUUGCCUGUGAAUAUUAUGGUCCUGGACAAUGUCGCCGCGUGCAAAGGCAUGUAGUGUUAUGACAGCUUUGACGCAAUCUGCUGUAGUGGCUGCUGGUCGGUUUCCGCGACUCAUAUAGGGGGCAUGGCUUGCUGGAAAGGGGAUGCGAAUUGGAAUGAUUAUAUGUCCCCCAUAAUUCAUAAUAAUUAAAAAAUAACAACUUUUACCUAAUUAAUACUCUUAGGAAACAACUGUGAACAGUUUCCAUAAAAAAUACGCGGUGUCAACUAUAAAAUCAGCUGUGUAUACAUUUUAGGUCAAAUGGAGUCAGAUUGCAACAGAAGAUACUAUUGAAAGAUACUAUAAAAUAAGAUAAUAUUGAAAUCUACAGUUGCACUGGUAAUAAGGUGCUAGUAUAGUAUAAUAGUAUUAAAGCAAUAAUUUACACACAAGUGAAUGUGAUCUCAAGGCAUUAAUUAGUUAGGUUGUAAUUUUUUAUAUUAAAACUGAAAUAAAAUUUCUUUAUUGAAAUUAAAAACAUUCUUUUAAAUUAAUAAGAACUCUUGUUAUAUUGAACUUCUUCUAUAUUAAUAAAUAAGUGGGGUACCCCUUUUCCUAACAAACUUGUAUUAGCAGAUAGUUUGCCGCACUGAAAUCAUAGCAAUUGAUGAGUUUUAAAUUGACAUUUAAAAACAAUGGGAAAUUAAUUUUGACAAUUUUUAUAUGCAAAGAUGAAUAUAAUAUGAAUGAUGUCAUAAUUGACGUGAACAUCUCAUGAACUAAGGGCGAAAGUAUGUCAUACAGAAAAGGCCCUAGAUUACUGCGAUUCUGUCGAUGAAAGGCUCAUAAUAUUAUUUAGAUUAAUUUAGUUGAAUAAAAGUUAUGUCUGUGAACUGAGCAGGAAAUUAUAAUAAUGACCUUUUGUGUGAUAAAUGCCUUAAAUAUAGGAUAUGCAAUAAACAGUAUGGUACAAGUUGAAUGUGUUUUGCUAUAGAACUUUAAAAUGUUAUUUAGGGGUCGUUUCACUGUCACACAGGUAUAUAUUUUGCUGUCAAAUUUGAUAUUGUUGAUUCAUCUGUGUCAAUGUGAACUAACCCUCAGUAUGACAUUUCCCCGUUCACAAUCGGAGUGUCUUUUUCUAGUAUCGGAAAUCGGUAUCGCCAGAGUAAGAUAUUUUUGUCGAUUGUUUGUAAACGGUAUUUAAAAUAAAAUCUCUAGUGCAGGGGGCUUGAAACCAUAUCUUAAGACAGAUUUUUUUAAUAUCGAUUAAUUAAUAAAUUUAUCGAUAAGCCCCAAGAGUGCUACUUACUAUAUUCCAAUAAAAAACCCCGUCGUGAAAUAAAAAACUAAAUAUAAUAUUAAAUUAUGACACGUAGGUAUAGUUAAAUUAUUUAGAUUUUGAAUUAUUUCCGCAAAAUACACUCAUGCGCAAAAUUUCAAUUUCAUCAAUUGGCACCGGAAUCAUUUUUACAUUAAACAUUACAUUUUUUUCGUGAGGGUUUUUAGUUUAAAAAAGACCACGAUUGCGUGCGUGAAAAUUUCAUACUUGGGCUACGAAUGGUACAUUUAGCCGCACCCAAAAUGAGGCAACCGCAAACUAAAGAGAUUCGUUUCAUCAAGUGCAUUGUUACGCGAUAUUUUAACACAAAGACUGCUUAUAAAAAUAUAUUUUUAUUAUAAAUAAAUUCUUAUUACAA